UCGGAUAGGAAAAACAACUUCUGUUUUCAUCCUACGUUAUAUAACAUUGGCAUCGACAUGUAGCCAUAAAAACGUCAUUUUAGACUCGUUUGAUUUACCGGGAGUUUUUUUAUUAUUAUUAUUAAAAUCUGGGGGAUCUUUUAUCUUCUUGAACAGAAGCACUUGUAUUCCCAGCAAGGAUGCCUGGUGUCCUGGGACUAUACAUUGGGAUGGAGGUGUUCAUUGCCCUUUCCUCUGUCAUUGGGAAUGUGAUGGUGGUCUGGGCUGUGAGAAUCAACCGAUCUCUACGAGACACGACUAUUUACUUCAUCGUCAGCCUGGCUCUUGCGGACAUUGCGGUCGGAGCACUUGUCAUUCCUCUGGCUAUAACCAUAAGCAUCGGACUGAAGACUCAUUUUUACAGCUGCCUGCUCGUUGCAUGUACUGUACUGGUACUAACGCAAAGUUCAAUUCUCGCCCUCCUGGCUAUUGCUAUUGACCGCUAUCUGAGGGUCAAGAUACCAAUGAGCUAUAAAAGAGUGGUGACUCCAAAGCGUGCAGGCACUGCAGUAGUAGUGUGCUGGAUUGUGGCCAUCGUAGUCGGCCUGACGCCCAUGUUGGGAUGGAACAAUCUGAAGAAGCUACGACAGACCAACGGCACUGUGGGUGCUGACCUUCUCGUAACCUGUGAGUUUGAGAAUGUCAUCAGUAUGGAGUACAUGGUCUAUUUCAACUUCUUUGGCUGGGUGCUGCCACCGCUCAUCCUCAUGUUGCUCAUCUACACCGAGAUCUUCUACAUGAUCCACAAGCAGCUCAACAAGAAGGUCACUGCCAACCAGACCGACCCCACUCGAUAUUAUGGGAAAGAACUCAAGCUGGCAAAAUCUCUUGCACUGGUGCUCUUCUUGUUCGCUCUUAGCUGGUUGCCAUUGCAUAUCCUGAAUUGCAUCACUCUCUUCUGUCCUAGUUGUGACAAUUCCAUGUGCCUUCUGUAUGUGGCUAUCUUGCUCAGUCAUGGCAACUCCGCCGUCAAUCCCAUUGUUUACGCGUUCCGUAUUAAGAAAUUCCGGAAUGCUUUUGUUAAGAUCUGGAAACAGUAUGUGUGCUGCGCGGAGGAUCCACGUGUGGACGAUCGCCCCAGCUUUCGUAUAGAUAGCAAAAACAGAAGACUGCGGCACAAUGAUAUCUGACGCUAUGCUAAACAGGUCUCCUCUAUUAGAAUCACUUUUUAAAACGUGACGUUAUAGUUGAGUCUUAAAGGGUAAUGCAGUAUGAGAUAUAUGAUGUGAGUUGUGAGAAUACAUAUGCCACAAUAAUGGACAAUCAGACAUUACUGGAAAUGUUUCCUUGAAAACCAAGUCAAUGGUGCAUAGAAUCACUUGCAUCAUUUGUGAGUAAUCAUUAAAUAAAUGAAAAUGGCCUGUUUUAGAAAUAUAGUCACACAUUACAACUGGCAUUCAAAUCUGUGGGAAGAUCUUUAUUUGAUUAUGAUUUCCUUCUGUGUUAGGGUUCAUUUUAAUGUCUAUCACAUAAAGGGCUUCAUAUAAUGAGUGCAAAAUUGCAGACUGUCAACGUAUAGGAGUACAUUAAACUACACGCUUAUAACAGCAUCAGAGGACUUUGAGAAAGGACGAUGAGAAUGUAAUCUGAGGCCAUUUUAUAUACAAAUAUAAAAUAAUCUUAAUGCAAACGGAAAACAAGAUUAUUCAGAGUGUCUAUUACUAAGUGCAAAUUUACACUAACUCUGCCUAAUAAUGUCACACAAUGUCAAAAACGACGUGUGUGAUUCAAUGGCUUCAGUGGUGUAGGCAGUAGCGCAUAAGGCAUGUGGAACUGGCCUGUGAUGCGAUUGACCCCGGUACGUGUCUGCCUUUUGCCGUGCUCACUCUUCUCCCUUUUCCCAUCACAUCAGAAAGGCAUUUAUUUUCAAUAAAAUUGAAGUGAAAGUAAAGUGCCUAACUAGUGUUUAAUAAUGAUAAAAGUAUUUAUAAUUCUAAUAAAUAGAAUCCUUUGCAUUCUGUUAUUAUUGCAUCCUGUUAAUGUACAACAAUACUGAGGUCCAAAUAUUAUGUAUCUGCCAGUAAUAAAGUAUAAAUAGCAUCUAAUUACUAUUUAAACUGCUACUUUUACAUGGUAAAACAACAUAUCACUAUUUUCUAUUUUUUAGCAUCUACAGCUAUUUGCACUUACUGUAAAUAGCUGCUUAUUUUUCUAGCAUCAUUGGCAGAUAAUUUGCAAAAAAAAAAAAAAAAUGCAUUUACAUUAUUUAUUUUUUGCAUAUGGGAUACCAUGAAAAUGAAUAUUAGUUCAAUAACUUACGUUCUGCCAGUUUUCACCUCUGAUAUUAUAACAGUGAUAAGAAUUAAACUUGUAUUGACUCGGAAGUAUGCAGAUGGUUUUUUUUGUGCUGUUGCCAUGGUGAAUCGUAAUAUCGGAGCUCCAUUGAUCAUGGCUUUACAUAGUCGUGGUGCACGCACUUAACUCAGUCAACCUACUCAUAGUUGAUUGAACUAACUCAAUUCAACUGAUCUGAAACAGAAAGCUCAGAGUUUCCCCAUCUCAGAGUAAGUCAACACAGAGUUGAACCCCUGAUCUUCUUCUUUUUUUUGUUUUUUUUUUUACAUUUUUCAGAGCUUUUCAGAUGUCCACUUAAGUGGACAAUAUGAGUUUUUUGGUUUUAACUGGAGAUACUGUAUUAAGCAUAAUACAGGAAAAAAAAAAAAAACAGUAAUACUGUGUGUAUUAUGUUCAAAAUAGACAAAUUUCUAUUGUAGCUCUCCUCUCUGAGAAAACAUCAGAUGGAAAUCUACAUUGAUGUAUUGAUGUUUUCAGACUGUGGAAAUAAAGUAGCGAUCAGGUGUUUUCAAUCUCAUCUGAAAUAAGCAGUGUUCGGGGGUAAUGCAUUAUGUAAUCAGAUUAUUUUUUUGAUGUAACGAGUAAACGCACAAGUAACAUGCAUUACAAAAUAUUGCUAGUGAUGCAUGUCUAAUUUAGUGGACAGAUGAUUAGUCAAAAAUUUCUCCCAAU
Molecule: messenger RNA, 3006 nt
Organism: Megalobrama amblycephala (Wuchang bream)
Lineage: Eukaryota; Metazoa; Chordata; Actinopteri; Cypriniformes; Xenocyprididae
Product: adenosine receptor A1
Exons: 2
Coding region: 180-1169 (329 amino acids)
Biological process (GO): G protein-coupled adenosine receptor signaling pathway
Cellular component (GO): synapse; dendrite; membrane
Molecular function (GO): G protein-coupled adenosine receptor activity
Source: RefSeq, a predicted model, not a curated record